AUGACUGGCAAUUCAGAAAAGAAUAAAGUAACUAUAGUUGAUGAGGAAACAAUGACAUUGCAGACUAAUGAUGUUGAUCAGUCACGUAUUUCAAAUGUGGGUCUAAAGCAGAAUUUGAUAGGUAAAUUGGUUAGUGAAUAUAAAGCUAGAGAGGAAUUACCUGAUGAAUUGUUUAGAAAAGUUAAGAUAGCAAAUCCUCAACCUCCUUUGGUACCAGCUUGGCAACAAUUGCCAAACCAACAAGGGUUGGUUUCAGCUUCCCCAGUUGGGGGUAUUAGUGCAGCAAAUCCUUUCUUUAUGGGACAGCAAUUUUCACAGUGUGGGUCUUCUCAAGAUCCUUUUUUGAAGACCAAAGGUGUGUGA
Cetraspora pellucida is the source of this 363-nucleotide messenger RNA. Lineage: Eukaryota; Fungi; Glomeromycota; Glomeromycetes; Diversisporales; Gigasporaceae. The record is from the annotation of a GenBank genome assembly.